AUGAAACCCAAUAGACCUUUAUUUGCUCAAUUAUCUAAUACAAUAUAUAAUACUAAACAAACAUUUAAAAAUGAUAACAAGCCAAACUUAGUCACUAGCUUCCAGUACUAUUACAGUUUACAAUUUAAUAAACUAAACUUAGGUGAUAAUACUUCUAUCGGAAUGAUAAAGAAUAUUAGUUACAAUACCAAUUUUAAAAGAUACAUCAGAAAGGAGUGGGAUUUAUUAUCUACUACAAGCAAACGACUGUAUACAGCAUUAUACAUUUAUGAUAAUAAUAUUAACUAUAAAAGUUUAAAUGCUUUUGAAUUAGCAAAAAUGAUGGAAAUUGAAACACCUGUCUCAAGUGAAUAUAUGUUGUUCCGUUGUAAUUUUAAGAAACAUUUCGAGUUGAUAAACAAUGAACAGAAAGGUAAUUCAAUGAAGAGAACUAUCAUUAAUAGAUAUCAUGUAAGUUUACAAAAGCGUAUUCUUGGAGUAAGGAGAAACUCUGGAAUUAAAAUUAAUAAAUAUAUUCAAUCUGAAAAUAAAAAUAUUAGCAGAACAUAUCAAGAAUUUUGCAGGGAGUGCAGAAAAGUCUGGAAGGAAAACGUAUCUGAACUAAUGAAAGAACAACUGAGGGAAAAGUUAAACACCCAAACAAUUAAAUUUGAAAGUGUCAUUGAAAAGGAAAGAGACAUUCUGGAAAUGAAUUUGAAUAGAAUUUCCAACAUUCUUUCAAAAAGUAAGGAUACACAGGUAGACUUCUAUAAAUUAAAAGAAGAACGGCCUGAUCAGCUAAGCAAAGAUCUGAAGUUCACCUUAGCUUAUUUGAAGAAAGUAUAA
Messenger RNA from Tetrapisispora phaffii CBS 4417, 825 nucleotides. It is a transcript of the gene CIM1, whose product is annotated as mitochondrial HMG-box protein CIM1. The record is from RefSeq and is a predicted model, not a curated record. Bases 1 to 825 code for a protein of 274 amino acids. NCBI's taxonomy places the organism in Eukaryota, Fungi, Ascomycota, Saccharomycetes, Saccharomycetales, Saccharomycetaceae. The transcript has a single exon.